UCAGGCUACCACUCCAACGAAACCAACCUUAGUGAUUGCUCCUCUCUCUCUCUCUCUCCACUCACUCACUCGCACACCAAAAUCUAGGGUUUCUGUUGAGACAAUUUCAUCUUCGAAGUAAAAAUGGGAGGAGGAGGAGGCGCCGAUCACGGCCACGGCGAUUUCAGGAACAAGGUAUGGAGUAUGUCCGGUGGCCCUUAUUGUCGUCCCAAGCAUUGGAAGCGUAACACCGCCAUUGCCAUGGUUGGUGUCGUCCUCCUCUGCAUCCCCAUCGCCAUGAAAUCCGCUGAACUCGAGCAACGGCCCCAUCACCCUGUUCGCCCAAUCCCUUCCCAACUCUGGUGCAAGAACUUUGGAACUAAAGACUAUGAAGAUUACAAAUAAUCCUGGAUCAUCAAUUGCAUCAUUCGUGCUGGUUUUCACAUCUUGUCAAACAAAAUUUCUUUGUUAAAUGCAGAGAAUAUGGGCAUCUUCAGAGUUGCUGCUGUCAGUGUUAUGUAAGACUUGGAUCUAGGAUCAUACAGUGGAUAGCCUUUUUGUUUUGGCUACAUUUAUUAGACAUGCAUUUUAAAACUAAUGAAAUUAAAUAAGUGUGCUUAUGUCUGGAUACUUUAUUUGAGAGCUUGUUCAAAGUGGGAUUACUGGUUACAAUAAUGGUAAGUGAUGUUAU
Molecule: messenger RNA, 670 nt
Organism: Abrus precatorius (Indian licorice)
Lineage: Eukaryota; Viridiplantae; Streptophyta; Magnoliopsida; Fabales; Fabaceae
Exons: 2
Coding region: 124-384 (86 amino acids)
Source: RefSeq, a predicted model, not a curated record